AGCGCCAGGAGUUGCCGAGUGCAGCGUGGCAGGUCGAGCCGAGGAGCCCGGUCCUCAGCUCGCACUUGCCUCAGCGCGCCAUGGCACAGACGAGAGCGAUGAAGGCGCUGCGGCUGAUCCUGGGCUACUCCGCGCUGUGGCUCGUCCUGUUCCUCUGCAACUCGGCUGCCGCGUCCAAGGCGGUCACCGUGCAAUUGGCCGCCAAGUGGCCCGAUACCCCGCUAUUGCUGGAGGCCAGUGAAUUUAUGGCAGAAGAAAGUAAUGAAAAGUUUUGGCAGUUUGUGGAAACAGUACGAGAAUUAGCAAUUUACAAGCAAACAGAAUCUGAUUAUUCUUAUUACAAUCUAAUCUUGAAGAAGGCUGGGCAAUUUUUAGACAAUCUACACAUCAAUCUCUUAAAGUUUGCUUUCUCUAUAAGGGCAUAUUCUCCAACUGUUCAGAUGUUUCAACAGAUUGCUGCUGAUGAGCCACCACCAGAGGGAUGUAAUGCAUUUGUGAUUAUCCAUAAGAAGUGCACCUGUAAAAUUAAUGAGAUUAAAAGACUGCUGAAGAAGGCUACUUCAAGACCCAGCCCUUACCUAUUUGAAAGAGAUCAUAAAUUGUCCACAAAAAAUGAGAACUUACCAGUGAUUAUUCUCUAUGCAGAAAUUGGUACAAGAGCAUUUGCUGAAUUUCACAGAGUAUUGUUUGAAAAAGCCCAAAAUGGUAAAAUUCUGUAUGUUCUCCGCCACUAUAUUCAGAAACCAAGCUCAAGGAAAAUCUACUUAUCUGGCUAUGGUGUGGAGCUAGCAAUUAAGAAUACAGAAUACAAAGCAUUGGAUGAUAUCCAAAUUAAAACUGUAACUAAUACUACUAUAGAAGAUGAGACUGAAGCAGAUGAAGUUCAAGGAUUUCUUUUUGGGAAACUAAAAAAAAUAUAUUCAGAUCUUAAAGAUAAUCUGACAAUAUUCCAAAAGUACCUGAUUGAGAGCAGCAAAGAAAUGAUGCCUUUGAAAGUCUGGGAACUGCAAGAUCUUAGUUUUCGAGCAGCUUCUCAAAUAAUGUCUACUCCCAUUUAUGAUGCCAUAAAGUUAAUGAAAGACAUUUCACAGAAUUUUCCCAUAAAAGCCAGAUCUCUGACCAGGAUUGCUGUAAAUCAACUAAUGAGAGAAGAAAUACAAGAAAAUCAAAAGGAUCUCCAAAAUAAAUUUGAAAUUAAUCCAGGUGAUGCUCAUCUAUUUAUAAAUGGCCUUCUUGUUAAUAUGGAUGUUUAUGAUCCUUUUAGUAUUUUGGAUAUGCUGAAAUCAGAAGGAAAAAUGAUGAAUGGCCUUCGAAAUCUUGGGCUUAAUGAAGAAGAUAGGAGCAAAAUUUUAAAAUUAAGUUCACCUGUUUGGGACUCUGACUAUAUUUUAGAUAUUCGGCAUUCUUCUAUAAUGUGGAUUAAUGAUUUAGAAAAUGAUGGUUUAUAUGUUACUUGGCCUACAAGUUGCUGGGAAUUUCUGAAGCCAGUAUUACAUGGAACAAUACCUUCCAUAAGGCGUAAUUUUCAUAAUUUGGUUCUGUUUAUUGAUCCUGCUCAAGAAUAUACCUUGGAUUUUAUAAGUUUGGCGGAACUUUUCUAUUAUAAUGAAAUUCCUCUUAGAAUUGGUUUUGUGUUCAUUCUUAAUACGGAUAAUGAAGUUGAUGGAACAAAAGAUGCUGGAGUUGCUCUUUGGCGAGCUUUCAAUUAUAUUGCAGAAAAACAUGAUGUAUCAGAAGCAUUUGUUUCCAUGAUACAUAUGUACCAAAAAGUGAAGGAUCAAAAUAUACUCACUGUGGAAAAUGUCAAGAGUGUUCUUCAGAAUAAAUUUCCUUAUGCUGACAUUUUGGAUAUUUUGGGAACUCAUUCCAAAUAUGAUGGGAGUAGAAAGGCAGGAACAAGCUUUUAUAAGAUGACUGGCUUAGGUCCUUUGCCUCAAGCUCUCUAUAAUGGUGAACCCUUUGACCAUGAAGAGAUGAGUACUGAAGAACUAAAACGGGCUGUUUUCGAAAAAAUGAUGGAUGCAUUCAUAUAUUUACAAAGAGAUGUUUUUAUGGGAACAUUAAAUGAUAGACUCAAUGCAGUUGAUUUCCUUAUGAGUAAGAAUAAUGUUGUACCCCGUAUAAAUCCUUCGAUUUUGCACGCUGAACCACAGCACCUUAAUCUAAUACCUUCAUCAGUAACUGCUGAUAUUGAAGAUUUCUCUACUUUCUCUUUCUUGGACUCACAAGAUAAGAGUGCUGUAAUUGCAAAAAACAUGCAUUAUUUAACCCAGGAAGAUGAUAUAAUUUCUACAGUCACUCUGUGGAUUAUUGCUGAUUUUGAUAUGCCAUCUGGGAGAAAGCUGCUUUUAAAUGCAUUAAAACACAUGAAAACAAGUGUUCAUAGUCGGUUGGGAAUUAUUUAUAAUCCUACAUCAAAGAUAAAUGAAGAGAACACAGUCAUUUCGAGAGGAAUUUUGGCAGCUUUUCUUACACAUAAAAACCACCUUUUGAGAAGCUUUCUUGGGAAACUGGCAAAAGAAGAAAUUGCUACAGCUAUUUACUCUGGAUAUAAAAUUAAAACACUCCUUUCUACGGAAAUGGAUAAGAAUGCUUUUGAGAAAAAAUAUAACACCAUUGGAGUAAAUAUUUUCAGAACUCACCAGUUAUUCUGUCAAGAUGUGCUUAAAUUGCAACCUGGCGAAAUAGGUGUUGUCAGCAAUGGGAAAUUCUUAGGACCUUUAAAUGAAGAGGUCUACAAAGAAGAUUUUCACUUGAUUGAAAAGAUAACAUUUAGUAAUUCCGUAGAGAAAAUUAAGGACAUUGCUGAAAGUAUGGAAUUCAACUCAAAAUCCAUCAGUGACCUUAUUAUGAAAAUUGAUUCCCUUGUUUCAUCUUUGCCUACGCGUGCAUCUCGGUAUAAUGUCUCAUUACUUAAAGAGAAUCACAGUGUUAUAAAGAUAAAUCCCCAAGAGAAUGAUGUGUUCUUUGAUGUUAUUGCUAUUGUUGAUCCUUUGACAAGAGAAGCACAGAAGAUGGCACAGCUAUUGGUUGUACUUGGCAAGAUUAUAAACAUGAAGAUAAAGCUGUUCAUGAACUGCAAAGGCAAGCUUUCAAAAGCCCCUUUGGAAAGCUUUUACCGUUUUGUUCUGGAACCGGAGCUGAUGUCAGGGACUGAUAAUAAUCCUUCACAUGGACCAGUGGCAAAAUUCCUGGACAUCCCUGAAUCACACCUUCUAACUCUCAACAUGAUUACUCCAGAAGGCUGGUUGGUUGAAAUAGUACAAAGCAACUGUGAUCUUGAUAACAUUAAUUUAAAAGAUAUUGAGAGAACUGUUACAGCAGAGUAUGAACUAGAAUAUCUACUACUUGAAGGACAUUGCUUUGAUAUGACAACAGAGCAACCUCCUCAGGGUCUACAGUUCACACUGGGCACAAAAAGCAAACCUGUUUUGGUCGAUACAAUAGUGAUGGCCAAUCUUGGGUAUUUUCAAUUAAAAGCAAACCCCGGUGCAUGGAUACUGAGAUUACAUAAAGGCAAAUCUGAAGAUAUUUAUGAAAUAGUUGGGCAUGAAGGAACGGACUCUGAGCCAGAUGUAGGUGAUGUCAUUGUCAUAUUAAACACUUUCAAGAGCAAGAUAUUGAAAGUACAGGUACAGAAAAAAUCAGAUAAAAUUAAGGAAGAUAUCCUUGCUGAUGAAAAUGAAAAUAAAGGAAUGUGGGAUUCCAUUAAAAGGUUCACAGAAAGGUUACAUAAAGAUGACAGAAAGGAAAAUGGUGUUCUAAACAUUUUUUCAGUUGCUUCUGGCCAUUUAUAUGAACGUUUUCUGCGAAUUAUGAUGCUUUCUGUUUUACGUAAUACUAAAACACCAGUGAAGUUCUGGUUUCUGAAAAAUUAUCUCUCACCAACAUUUAAAGAGGUAAUUCCUCACAUGGCUAAGGAAUAUGGGUUCCAAUAUGAGCUGGUCCAAUAUAAGUGGCCCCAUUGGCUUCAUCAACAGACUGAAAAGCAACGGAUCAUUUGGGGUUACAAAAUUCUUUUCCUUGAUGUCCUUUUUCCACUGGCAGUGGACAAAAUCAUAUUUGUUGAUGCUGACCAGAUUGUGAGACAUGACCUAAAAGAACUUCGAGAUUUUGAUCUGGGUGGAGCUCCUUAUGGAUAUACUCCAUUUUGUGAUAGCCGCACUGAAAUGGAUGGAUAUCGUUUCUGGAAAACAGGAUACUGGGCAUCACAUCUUAUAAAAAGGAAAUACCAUAUUAGUGCCUUGUAUGUGGUGGACCUCAAGAAGUUCAGGAAAAUUGCAGCAGGUGACAUGCUCCGGGGCCAGUACCAAGUUCUUAGCCAAGAUCCAAAUAGUCUUUCAAACCUAGACCAAGAUCUUCCGAACAAUAUGAUUUACCAAGUUGCUAUUAAGUCUCUUCCUCAAGACUGGCUGUGGUGUGAAACCUGGUGUGAUGAUGAAUCCAAACAAAGAGCCAAAACAAUUGAUCUGUUUCAGUACACGAUGAACUCUAGCACUGGUACACAUGUGAAGAGAUCAAAGUUUGAUGAAAACUCUGCCACCUGCUGGGAAUUUGUGGAACUGCUAAGACCAGUAGGAAGUUUCAUUCAAAUUAGUGACAUUCAAUUUAAUUGUUUUUUGUUUUUUAAAUUUUAGAUAUUUAAAAUACAUUUAAAGUUUAAAAAUAAGUUAUAUGAUAAAUUCCCUUGAAUAUCUAAAGCUAGAUUUUUAACUGAUUUUUUACAAGUUAAAAAUUUGAUGUAUGGUCAGAUCAGAUAUUAACAGAAGGUAUUUGACCAGCUGGUCUUCAUGGGUGUUUAUCACACUAUCAGUAUCUUAUAUUCCAGGUUUGUGCAUAUCCAUGUUUGUUUACUCACAAAAUGCAUUUAAAAUCAAAGCAAGUUGUGGGGCUUUCUUUAAAGAAAAUAUACUCAUGGUUAUCUCUGAAUAAGAAACCCAUUUUAUAUUUUACUUUUAACUAUCAUUUUUAAAUGGGAGUUAUGUUGUAAUUUAUUUAUCUUAAACCAUAUGAGGAUUUAACCUGAUGUUAUAAUUAGAAACAUUAAAAAACAAGUACAUCUCAUAAAAUUAUACGCAGUCACAUAUGUAUGUAUGUAUGUAUGUAUGUAUGUAUGUAUGUAUGUUUUUUCAAAAGGGCUGAAUAUGUUUAUAGAAACUAAGGAUGUAAACAUUUAGUUCCCCUGUUACAUUUUAUU
This is a messenger RNA of Nannospalax galili (Upper Galilee mountains blind mole rat), 5197 nucleotides long. RefSeq names its product UDP-glucose glycoprotein glucosyltransferase 2 (gene Uggt2). Lineage: Eukaryota; Metazoa; Chordata; Mammalia; Rodentia; Spalacidae. The transcript is spliced from 38 exons. Bases 81 to 4637 code for a protein of 1518 amino acids. Gene Ontology annotation, cellular component: endoplasmic reticulum. The record is from RefSeq and is a predicted model, not a curated record. Gene Ontology annotation, molecular function: UDP-glucose:glycoprotein glucosyltransferase activity.